This is a messenger RNA of Theobroma umbraticum, 1126 nucleotides long. RefSeq names its product transcription factor JUNGBRUNNEN 1-like. Gene Ontology annotation, biological process: regulation of DNA-templated transcription. The record is from RefSeq and is a predicted model, not a curated record. Lineage: Eukaryota; Viridiplantae; Streptophyta; Magnoliopsida; Malvales; Malvaceae. Gene Ontology annotation, molecular function: DNA binding.
AGGAGGAAAAAAUGGAGGUGGAGAAGACGAUUUCUUCAGGUAACAAUGGAGAUGAUGAAGAUGUUUUGCUUCCUGGUUUUCGAUUUCAUCCUACUGAUGAAGAGCUUGUGGGGUUUUAUCUUAAAAGGAAGGUGGAGAAGAAACUCUUUAGUAUCGACUUAAUCAAACAUGUUGACAUCUACAAAUAUGAUCCUUGGGAUCUUCCAAAAGUUAGCAAACUUAGCACUGUUACCGAGAAGGAAUGGUACUUCUUUUGUAGAAGAGGGAGAAAAUACAGGAAUAGCAUUAGGCCAAACAGGGUUACAGGGUCAGGAUUCUGGAAAGCUACUGGUAUCGACAAGCCAAUAUAUUCUGUUGGAGAAUUUCAUGAUUGCAUAGGCCUAAAGAAAUCCUUAGUUUAUUACCGGGGAAGUGCAGGGAAAGGCACCAAAACCGAUUGGAUGAUGCAUGAGUUUCGCCUUCCAGCCGGUCAAAAUCCCAGUCUCUCCAACACUAAGAAAGACAACUUGCCAGAAGCUGAAGUUUGGACACUAUGCAGAAUUUUUAAGCGUGAUGUUUCCUACAGAAAAUUUGCAUCGGAUUGGCAAAAUAAGAAGAAUCUUUCCAAACAAAAUACAACUGCUUCCGGCUCCAGAACAUGCAGCAUAGAGUCAGACAAUAGCGUCGAGGUGAAGAGUUUCGGAGUUUUAGAUGAGAAGGAGAUUGAAAGGAAGCUUGCCAAUGACCAUCUGCUUGGAAGGAACCAGUUCUUUGCAGGAACAACUCAAGUUCCGUCAUAUUUAAGCUUCUCGAACCCAAACGGAGGUGAAUUCUUCGGACAACAGAACUGGGAUGAGCUUACGCCAGUGGUUGACUAUACCUUGGGUACGUCACUGCUAUACAGUGAUUUGUAGAUGUUAAGGGAUACAUAUAUCUCUCCAUCAUCUCGUUAAUUAAGUCAAUAACCCUGAACCUCUCUGACAAUUACCAAUCAGUUUUAAGUUGGAAGCUCUGGGUUUUUAAUCUAGUAAAGACAGAAUAAUGUCAAGAGGGAGUUUAGGCUUUUGAUGUGCAUGGGAUUAGUAGUAAAGUAGUGUGUUUAGGAUCAGAACACUGUAGAGAAUACCAAUCUGAUUAAAACUUGGUU